Messenger RNA from Haemonchus placei, 525 nucleotides. The record is from the annotation of a GenBank genome assembly. NCBI's taxonomy places the organism in Eukaryota, Metazoa, Nematoda, Chromadorea, Rhabditida, Trichostrongylidae.
AUGUUACACAUCAUCCCCGCCGUAGCCGUGAUUUUAGUAGGUGCUCGUUUCUCUGAUGCUCAGACUCCAAAAUCGAAGUUCGAUUCCAAAGUGAUAGCCUUAGGUGUAAAGUUCUACAAAGUGGACGAAAUUGCCAAGCUCACCGACUGCAUCGAUGACUCCUUCUACAACAUUGCCACUAUGGAUGAAAUUAAAGACAUGGACAGCUGCUUGAAACCGGAGGGGCAGACUACUAUGAAGUUGAUUGACAAAGUUUCACCAUCGGCUUAUACCGUUCUACAAAAUGUUUAUAAUAAGGUGAUCGCCGAUAUAAAGACUGCAAAGGCUGCUGGGAAAACAAAAGCUGCCGUCAUGGACAUUGGAUAUACGACCAUCGCGGGGCAAGUGACGAAACCACUAAUGGAAAAACUGUGUACCACACUGAUACCGAUCAUCACGGGACUGGAAUGGAGGUGCUAUCUAUCUAACAUCAAAAGUCUCAUUGAUAUGACUCUAUACGAAUGCUCGAAGAUUGUCAAGACGUAA